Molecule: messenger RNA, 2709 nt
Organism: Rhodotorula graminis WP1
Lineage: Eukaryota; Fungi; Basidiomycota; Microbotryomycetes; Sporidiobolales; Sporidiobolaceae
Exons: 18
Coding region: 97-2607 (836 amino acids)
Biological process (GO): carbohydrate metabolic process
Molecular function (GO): aldehyde-lyase activity
Source: RefSeq, a predicted model, not a curated record
CUCUCGCUGCUCGCUACCAAGCCAGCCCUACACCUCGUCCCCCACUUUCUCAUCGCCCGCUUCCCAUCUCGGUCCUCCUCCUCGCCUCCAGCAAGCAUGGCCGACCACCAGGACGCUCCGCCUCCGCCCAUCACGCCGUCGCUGUACGCCGACAAGCCCGACGCGCCCCUGUCGUCCCUCCCCGUCCAGCUCGACGUCGACUCGCUCGUCAAGAAGCUCCCCGAGCAGCACCUCGAGGCCAUCGCCGGCAACUGGCGCCUCUCGUGCUACCUCGGCACCGCGCAGACGUUCCUCCAGAAGAAUGGACGGCUCGCGCGCAAGCUCGAAGUGAGCGACAUCAAGCCCCGACUUUUGGGCCACCUCGGCACACAAGGUGGUCUGAGCCUGGCGUACGUUCACUCGCAGGCCCUGAUCCGCCGCAAGGGCGACGAGGAGGGCGCCGAGCCCAAGAUGCUGUUCGUCACGGGCCCCGGCCACGGUGCCCCGGCCAUCCUGUCGAACCUGUUCAUCGAGGGCGCCAUCACCAAGUUCUACCCCGAGUACUCGCUCAACGAGGAGGGCCUCGAGAAGUUCAUCAAGUACUUCUCGUGGCCGGGAGGCUUCCCGUCGCACGUCAACGCCGAGACGCCCGGCUGCAUCCACGAGGGUGGUGAGCUCGGCUAUGCCCUCGCCGCCGCCUACGGCUCGGUCAUGGACCGCCCCGAGCAGAUCUCGGUCGUCAUCGUCGGCGACGGCGAGAGCGAGACGGGCCCGACGGCAACCGCGUGGCACUCGCACAAGUGGCUCGACCCGGCCGAGUCGGGCGCCGUCCUCCCGAUCCUGCACGUCAACGGCUUCAAGAUCUCGGAGCGCACGCUCCCCGGCACCAUGGACAACAUUGAGCUCUCGCUCCUCUACAGCGGCUACGGCUACCAGGUCCGCUUUGUCGAGUACAAGGCGCAGGGCAACGCGACGACGGGCGGCAACGACGCCGCCGACCACGCUCUUCACGCCGACAUGGCCGCCUCGAUGGACUGGGCCUACGCCGAGAUCCGCAAGAUCCAGAAGGCCGCCCGCUCCGGUGGCAAGCCGAUCGAGAAGCCGCGCUUCCCCAUGAUCAUCCUCCGCUCGCCCAAGGGCUGGAGCGACGCAGGCGCCCUCAAGCAGCUCGAGCAGUGGCUCAAGAGCUACGACUCGGACAAGUACCUCGACUUCUCGGACGAGAACCUCAAGCGCGGCACCAUCUUCUCGCCGCUCCUCGACCUCGCCCUGCCCAAGGACAACGAGCGUCGCCUCGGCUUCGUCAAGGAGUCGUACAACGCCUACAAGCCGCUCGACCUCGCCGACUGGAAGGAGUUCGGCUACAAGAAGGACGAGGACGUCAGCUGCAUGAAGGCGAUCGGCAAGUACCUGACCGACGUCAUCAAGCGCAACCCGAAGGAGUUCCGCAUCUUCUCGCCCGACGAGCUCGCGUCGAACAAGCUCGACGGCGUCUUUGACGCGACGACGCGUUGCUUCCAGCCCGACCCGCUCACAGCGCACAUCGGCGGCAGGGUCACCGAGAUGCUGUCCGAGCACACGCUCCAGGGCUGGCUCCAGGGCUACACCCUCACGGGCCGCCACGGCGUCUUCCCGUCGUACGAGGCGUUCCUCGGCAUCAUCGCCACCAUGAUGGUCCAGUACACCAAGUUCCUCAACAUGGGCCUCGAGACGUCGUGGAGGGGCGACGUCGCCGCCCUCACGUACAUCGAGACGUCAACUUGGACCAGGCAGGAGCACAACGGCUUCUCGCACCAGCAGCCGGGCUUCGUCUCGACGGUCCUGUCGCUCCCGCCCAAGCUCGCCCGCGUCUACUUCCCGGCCGACGCCAACACGAGCGUCAGCGUCAUCGCGCACUGCCUGCGCAGCAAGAACUACAUCAACCUGAUUGUCGGCACCAAGGCCCCGAGCCCCGUCUACCUGUCGAUCGAGGAGGCCGAGCGCCACUGCGUCGCCGGCGUGUCGAUCUGGGAGAACUACUCGGUCGACAAGGGCGUCGACCCCGACGUCGUCCUCGUCGGCAUCGGCUACGAGCUCACCGAGGAGGUCAUUCACGCGGCGGGCAUUCUCCGCAAGGACUUUGGCAACGACCUGCGCGUCCGUGUCGUCAACGUCGUCGACCUCAUGGUCCUCGCCGGCGAGGGCGAGCACCCGCACGCUCUCGACGAGGCCGGCUUCAACUCGCUCUUCCCUCCCGGUGUCCCGGUGCACAUCAACUUCCACGGUUAUGUCGGCCAGGUCGCAACGCUCCUGUUCAACCGCGCGCACAGCGUCGGCCGCAGCCGAUUCACGAUCACGGGCUACAAGGAGGUCGGCAGCACGACGACGCCGUUCAUGAUGCUCGCCCUCAACGACUGCGACCGCUUCACCAUCGCGCAGAGCGCCCUCCGCAUGGUCACCCACAACUACACCAAGCUCGACAACAUCAAGGGCGACGACAAGCGUCGCCGUGUCGGCGGUGUCGUCGCGCGCGCCAACGAGACGAUCGCGCACUACAAGCACCAGCUCAAGAAGAUGGAGCAGUACGCCUACGAGUACCAGGAGGACCACCCCGAGAUCGGCGCCGUCCCGACGCUCGCCGAGCAGUAGUCGCAUGACCCUCUCCCGCUUGCCCCGCCGUCGUUGCCUGCCCUUUCCCGACGGACGCUUUCGCCUUUGUACAGAGCAUUGCAGUCGUUCCCGCUUCGUCUC